AUGGCAUCCAUACAAUAACAUUAUAACAAACUUCAAUCAAUAUUAUUUCUCUCUUGCAAUCAUCUUCCAUUUAAUCAAAUGGCAUUUUCGCUACAUGUUAUGUUCAUAGUUUCUACAUUAAUCUUUUCUAUGCUAAUGCUAAUUCAAGUACAAGGUGACACUACGUCUAGCGGCGCUUUCAUCCAUUCGCGUGCAGGAUACUACCCGAAUUCUGAGGAAAAAGGAUCAGAAACUGGGAGAUGCGGAUAUGGUUCAUUUGGAGCAAUGAUUAACUAUGGGGAUGUAGCAGCGGCAUCUGAUCUUUAUCGCGAUGGUGUAGGGUGCGGUGCAUGCUAUCAAGUUAAGUGCACAAAUGUUAAAGAUUGCUCAGAUGAAGGAGUGACAGUUGUUAUAACUGACCAAGGAUCCAGUGAUCGCACCGAUUUUAUUAUGAGCCAGAAAGCCUUCCGAAAAAUGGCUCAGAAUUCAUAUGCAGCAUCUACUCUACUAUCACAAGGAAUUGUGGAUAUUGAAUAUAGGAGGGUUUCAUGCAGCUACCCAAAGAGUAACAUCACAAUAAAGAUUGAUGAGAGCAGUGAUUAUCCAUAUUAUCUAGCUUUUGUCAUAUGGUAUCAACAAGGCCAAAAAGAUAUCACUGCAGUGCAACUAUGUGAGACCAAUAAUUUCAAUUGCAAGUUACUAGACAGAAGCUACGGAUCGGUAUUUACAACAACAUCACCGCCUAGUGGACCGUUGUCUCUAAGAAUGUUAUUUAGCAGCGAAAAUGGAGAUGAAAAAUGGGUUGUUCCGGUUAACGCAAUACCUGAAAACUGGAAGAAGGGGGCUGUGUAUGACACAGGGGUGCAAGUAGAAGAAUAACCGGUUAACCGCGCAUUUAUUGGGAAUUUUUUCUUCAUUAAAAGACAUGAAUAAAAGAAGACAAGCAUGGUCUCUAACUAUUAUUAUAUAUUGGUUAUUUUAAUUAUAGCAUAUUUUUAUGUAAGUUGUAUUAAAAUUCGUUAUUGUUUCCUUUGUAUUAUUUAAAGAAGUUGCAUUUAUUUAUAAACAUUUGUUUGGUUGAAAUAAAAAAGAAA
This is a messenger RNA of Helianthus annuus (common sunflower), 1073 nucleotides long. Its product is annotated as expansin-like B1. Bases 79 to 858 code for a protein of 259 amino acids. Gene Ontology annotation, cellular component: extracellular region. NCBI's taxonomy places the organism in Eukaryota, Viridiplantae, Streptophyta, Magnoliopsida, Asterales, Asteraceae. The transcript has 4 exons. The record is from RefSeq and is a predicted model, not a curated record.